AUGAAGACCUCCGCCAUUGCCCUCGGCUUCUUUGCCGCCCUCACAACCGCCCACUCUCAUCCUCGCCAUAUGCACUUCCGCCGCUUCAACACCACUCUUCCCGCUGUCAGCUCUGCCGAAGCCGUGGCUAGCUCCUCCGAGGCUGCUGCCGCCAUUGCCUCUUCUUCGACCGUGGAUCUUUCCACUGGGGCUGCUAUCUCUACUGGUGUUGCUCUCUCGACCGGCGUUCCUCUUUCGACUGGAGUCCCCCUUUCUACGGGCGUGGCUGAUUCCGUCAAUGCUACGGCUACUGUCCCCGGAGCUCAGUCUCUCACCACCCUCACCAUCGACACCAUCACUUCGAGUGAGGACCUUGCUGCCCUUCCCACCGAGGCUCUCGCCACUACUGUCGUCACCCGCACCGCUCAUCUCACCACCACCGUCUGCCCCGUUGCUGAUGCUUCCGUUCUUGCUGGGGCUUCGAGCACUGGUAUCCCUGGCUCCAUGCUAUCCUCUGCUGCUGCCGUAACCGCCUCUGCCGCGACCACUUCCGCUCCCAUCUUCAGCAACUCUACCACUGUCCCGGCUGCUGCUGCGUCGUCCGUGAUUGCUACCCAGGUUGAGACAAUCACUUCCUGCGCUGCCUCCAUCACCAACUGCCCCGCCAGGACCGAGGACUUGUCUGCUCUCCCCACCGAGGCUCUUGCCACCACCGUCGUCACCCGCACCGCUCAUCUCACCACCACCGUCUGCCCCGCCUCCUCCAUCUCCUCCAGCGUUUUCGCCCAUGCCUCCAGCACCGGCAUCAAGACCCUCACCACCCCCAAGGCCAUCACCAUCACCCUUGGCGGGGGCGGCAACGGCAACGGCAACGGCAACGGCAACGGCAACGCUCACAACACCGUCGUCCAGACCAUCACCAUGACCAACCCCGUUGGCCUCUCCACUUCCGCAGCUGCUGCCGUCGGUGGCGGCAACCUCGCUACUUCUGCUGUCGCUGGCGAGGUUGAUACCACCUCCACCAUGACCACCACCACCAUCGGCACCAGGACUAUUACUGUUGGCAUGGGCGCCACCGUCACCUCGCCUGCUUCUCCCACCACUGGCUCCGGCUCCGGUACUGGCUCCGGCUCUGGCACUGGCUCCGGCUCCGGCUCCGGCUCCGGCUCCGGCUCUGGCUCUGGCUCUGGCUCUGGUUCCGGUUCCGGCAACGGCUCUGGCAACGGCUCUGGCAACGGCUCUGGCAACGGCUCCAGCCCCGACUCCGGCGCCUGCCAAUGCCCCGCCGCCGUCACCGUAACCGCCGCCGCCAUGACCGUCACCGUCCCCGCCUCCACCGUCACCAUGCCCGCUUCCACCGUCUACGUAACCAUGACCGCUCCUUCCGUCGCCACCGGCACUUCUGCUGCCGCUGCCGUCACUGCUACUGCUAUUGGUAACAGCGGCACCGACCUCUCUGGUUCUAAUGGCUCCGGUGAUGAGGAGUCCUGCCCCCCUGAUGAGGAUACCACUGGCGAGGAGGGUGAGGGUGAGGGUGAGGAUGAUAGCUGCACCGAUGAGGCCGUCACUGUUACUUCCACCGCUGCUGCCUCUGCUACGCUCGCUGUUCCCUUCCCUGCCGGUAACGGCACGGCUCCGGCGGCGCCUACUGGUACUGCCGCGCGUUUUCUUGACAAGAUCUAA
Messenger RNA from Neurospora tetraspora, 1662 nucleotides. RefSeq lists its product as uncharacterized. The record is from RefSeq and is a predicted model, not a curated record. The transcript has 11 exons. Lineage: Eukaryota; Fungi; Ascomycota; Sordariomycetes; Sordariales; Sordariaceae. Bases 1 to 1662 code for a protein of 553 amino acids.